Zingiber officinale is the source of this 1672-nucleotide messenger RNA. RefSeq names its product zinc finger protein CONSTANS-LIKE 16-like. NCBI's taxonomy places the organism in Eukaryota, Viridiplantae, Streptophyta, Magnoliopsida, Zingiberales, Zingiberaceae. Bases 211 to 1386 code for a protein of 391 amino acids. Gene Ontology annotation, molecular function: protein binding; zinc ion binding. The transcript is spliced from 2 exons. The record is from RefSeq and is a predicted model, not a curated record. Gene Ontology annotation, biological process: regulation of DNA-templated transcription. Gene Ontology annotation, cellular component: nucleus.
GCAAUUGACCUGCCGCCCAAUCCCAUUCCUCACAGCCGGAUCGCCUUUACCCUCUCAGCCAAUCCCCUUCCAGAUAUCUCCCUCCGCCUCUGGAGAUCGACGUCGAUGCCACUCUCAAAAGCGCAUCCGCCGGGCCCGCCGCCCUCCCUGCCACCAUCAUAUUAAACUAAUUAUGAGGGCAAAGGUAGAAUUUUGUAGCCCUCCGAGAGCAUGUCGCCGGCGAUGAGGCAUAGCGCCGCCGUGGGUGCCAAAACAGCGCGGGCAUGCGACGGGUGCCUGCGCCGCCGCGCCCGGUGGUUCUGCGAGGCCGACGAGGCCUUCCUCUGCCAGGCCUGCGACGUCUCGGUCCACUCCGCUAACCCCCUCGCACGCCGCCACCAACGCGUCCGCCUCAACACCGCCUCCUCCCUCGAGCCCCCUUCUUCUCCCCCCGCGUGGCUCCAUGGCUUCACCCGCAAGCCCCGAACGCCGCGCGGCAAGCCGCUGGGGAUCUCCAAGGCCGAGCCCCUUGUGCCGGACCUCGAGGCCAUGGCCGUGGCGGAUGAGGAGGAGUUGGACGAGCAGCAACAGCAACAGCAGCUCCUCUACUGCGUGCCCAUCCUGGACCCUGUUAUCGACGAGCUCUGCUUGCAUCCCCUGUUCGCCGACGACGCAAACGCUUCCGGCGAGGAGGUGAAGCCGGCGACUGAGGCAACAGGGGAACUGUGCUUGCCUGGGUCCUCCUCCGACGCCUUCGCAGGGCUUCACCCGUCGGAGAUGGACCUCGCGGAGUUCGCUUCCGACAUGGAGACUUUGCUCGGCCGGGGUCUCGGCGAUGACUGCUUCUCCAUGGCCGAGCUGGGAUUGUUGGGAGAGGAUGAGGAGGGGAGGCGAAAGGUGAAGGAGGAGAUGGAGUUAGACGGCGGCGACGCGGCUUGUGAUUACAGAGUCGACGCCGAGCUCGGUUCGGCUGCGAUGGUUGCGGAAGUGGAGGAGGAGAACCCGUUGGAAAAUCCGAGGAUCAAUCUGAGACUGGACUACGAGGCCGUGGUCGUGGCCUGGUCUUCUAACGGAUGCUCGCCGUGGAUGGACGGCGGUCGACCGGAGCUCGACCCCAACAGAUUACUAUGGCCGGAACUCCACAUGACGGCGGGAGACGGAGGAAGCGCGGAAGUGACGUACUACCCCCUGGGAGUGGCGGCGGCGGUGACGGUGGACGAGGGGAGGGAGGCGCGGGUGUCGAGGUACCGGGAGAAGCGGCGGACGAGGCUGUUCUCCAAGAAGAUCCGCUACGAGGUGCGGAAGCUGAACGCGGAGAAGCGGCCGAGGAUGAAGGGCCGCUUCGUGAAGCGGGCGUCGGCCUUCCCGGCUACCGGUGCACCAGCUGUUUCCUUGUUUUACAGAUGAAACUCCGACGAUAGGUAUCUGCUGCAGAUUUACUACGCAUAUCGGUAUCUACUGUAAGAGGGCAGGUUCACCUCUGCCUCAUGAAGCCUUCUCUUCUUCCAUGGAAGAACAGCUCAAGGUUUCCCUCUCUAAAUAGCAAAAAAACAAAGGAUAUGAGAUUUGUUGCUAUACACUACAUCUGCAUGCUGAAUGAUAUCAGAUAUCUUGCUCACUAUCAAUCCAUGUCUAUGAUAUUGUAAAUACUUUGACCAUGGUGAAUUAUUAAAGAUUAGGAGUAUUUUGUGCA